AUGACAAAAGAGAAACGGAAUGAAAACGCCAUACUGUUGAGCAGGGUGGUCCAGUACAUAGUAGAUACAAAAUUACGUUCGAAAAGCAGAAGGGCAUUAGAGGACGAUUUACCAUUAGGGAAGUCAAAACAUUUCUAUGAUUACGAAGGAUAUAAUGCACCAAAACCAGCUUUGAGGAACCAUGAAGAAGGAAAGAUGUUAAAAGAUAACCACGCAGAGUUAGUUGAAAAAGAAUUAAAGACUGCCUUGUCUCAUAAAAAGUCGGCCCUCUACGAUAGACCGUUUGUUGAGAAACGAGGGCAGAAUGAUUACUUGGUGAUGAGACCAGAUGUAGUGGAUCCUUACGUAACAGUGAUGCCCAAUCAAAUUUACUACGCUAUCGAGAAAUCCUGUGUCAACUGGCUGGAUGACUGCAGCCUGCAAGGCUUGAGAGAAAGACUUCUACGGGGAUCUAUUUCGUAUGGGAAAAAGUAG
This is a messenger RNA of Spodoptera exigua (beet armyworm), 474 nucleotides long. Lineage: Eukaryota; Metazoa; Arthropoda; Insecta; Lepidoptera; Noctuidae. The record is from the annotation of a GenBank genome assembly.